Molecule: messenger RNA, 1251 nt
Organism: Exserohilum turcica Et28A
Lineage: Eukaryota; Fungi; Ascomycota; Dothideomycetes; Pleosporales; Pleosporaceae
Exons: 3
Coding region: 1-1251 (416 amino acids)
Biological process (GO): negative regulation of transcription by RNA polymerase II
Cellular component (GO): nucleus; transcription repressor complex
Molecular function (GO): protein binding
Source: RefSeq, a predicted model, not a curated record
AUGAAGCACGACCACGCCGGCAAAAGCUUGUUCGAGGACGCGAAUGCCUGGGUCGCCCUAACAGAAAUCUUCGCCAACGUACUACAAGAUGCAAGCCUAGGCACAACGUACCUAAUUAUUGACGCGCUCGACGAAUGCGCGACAGACUUACCAAAAUUGCUCAGCUUUAUCGCGAAGCACUCGUCUGCGUCCUCUCGCGUUAAGUGGAUUGUGUCUAGUCGUAACUGGCUAGAUAUUGAGGAAGAACUGGAGCGUGCUGAGCACGAAAUGAGGCUUAGCCUUGAGUUGAACGCCGAGUCGGUAGCUGCAGCAGUAGACGUGUUUAUCCGGCAGAAGGCAUACGCAUCUGCUCUGCUAUUCAGUCCAGCUGAUAGCAUAGUAAGAAGGCUGUUCCAGCACGAAGAGCCAAGAGGAGUAACGAUCAAGCCCGCUAUGAGCAAUGGCUGGAGUGCGUGUCUGCAGACGCUCGAGGGCCAUAGCAGCUAUGUUAGCUCAGUAGCCUUCUCGCACGACUCGACUAGGCUAGUAUCAGCGUCAUACGACAAGACUGUCAAGAUCUGGGACGCGAGCAGCGGGGCGUGUGUGCAGGCGCUCGAAGGCCAUAGCAGCUAUGUUAGCUCGGUAGCCUUCCCGCACGACUCGACCCGGCUAGCGUCAGCGUUAUACGACAAGACUGUUAAGAUCUGGGACGCGAGUAGCGGGACGUGUAUGUAUACGCUCGAGGGCCAUAGCAGCUAUGUUAGGUCAGUGGCCUUCUCACACGACUCGACCAGGCUAGCGUCAGCGUUAGACGACAGUACUAUCAAGAUCUGGGACGCGAGCAGUGGGACGUGUGUGUACACGCUCGAGGGCUAUAGCGGUGAUGUUAGCUCGGACGCGAGCAGUGGGACGUGUGUAAACACGCUCGAGGGCCAUAGCAGCUAUAUUACCUCGGUAGCCUUCUCGCACGACUCGACCCGGCUAGCGUCAGGGUCUUUAGACAGCACUGUUAAGAUCUGGGACGCGAGCAGUAGGACGUGUGUGUAUACGCUCGAAGGCCAUAGCAGCUAUAUUACCUCAGUAGCCUUCUCGCACAACUCGACCCAGCUAGCGUCAGCGUCAGACGACAAGACUGUCAAGAUCUGGGACGCGAGCAGCGGGACGUGUGUGUACACGCUCAAGAGCCAUAGCGGUGAUGUUAGCUCGGUAGCCUUCUCGCACGACUCAACCAGGCUAGUAUCAGCGUCUAGGGACAAGACUGUUAAGAUCUAG